Messenger RNA from Ascochyta rabiei, 2229 nucleotides. RefSeq lists its product as uncharacterized. Lineage: Eukaryota; Fungi; Ascomycota; Dothideomycetes; Pleosporales; Didymellaceae. The record is from RefSeq and is a predicted model, not a curated record. The transcript has a single exon. The coding region runs from base 1 to 2229 and encodes 742 amino acids.
AUGCCUCUGGACCAGCUUCCAGAGGAGCUACUCCUACAAGUGGCACUCUACCUGCCUGACUCAGCGACGCCUAAGCAUCUCAAGAACUUGUGCCUCACGUCCAGUGCGCUCCGACCUAUAGCUCAGGAAGCUCUUCACACUACCGCAAGGCUCGCCAUCUCUUGCGGUUGCCAUCCCAAGGUCAACGCCGUAGCCAAAAUACUCCGCACGCUUCUGGACCGGCCUGACCUCGCCAGCAAAGUCAAGACACUUCGCUUUCGAGCAGUGCGCAAAGGUGUCGAGAAAGUCUAUGUGGAACAUGGGUUCGAAUUUCUCGACUUUCGCGCCCGGUGCAUCUCAAAGUUGGACGAGCUAGGCUACAGGUCGGCACAUCUGUGGCGGAGGUCAAUCGACAACUCUAUCGAGUCGGCCUUCGGAGGUUUGCUGCUGGCAUUGCUUCCUAACUUGACUGACCUGGACUUUUGGAUCAAGGAUCAUCAGCGUGGUCCACCAUCGAGUGAGUGCAUAUCUGGUCUGUGGGGUGGUACAAGCCCACCGGAUGCAAUUCUGCAUGGAUGGAGGAACAUCAGCCAUCUCGUUACCGGAGACACAUCGUUGCUGAAGUGCGGCAUUGAAUUCGACAAACUCACAAGCUUGGAUCUACGGACCAUCUCCAUCGGUACUGUACUGCGACUCAAUGGCCCCGGCAGUCUACAAGGCGCUGAGAACCUCAUCGACCUCAAUCUUACUGUAUCGAUCCAAUUCGCCGAUCGACCACUCGUGGAAAAAGCAGAAAUCGAGUUUAGCGAGCUUCUCGAGGCGUUGGCAUGUCGCGCGCUGAAGAACCUUAAGAUUCUCUUCAUUAAUGAUGGCUACCACAUAGGUGACGAUCUGACGACAGAGCUGAACACUGGCUAUUUCCUUGAUCAAUUACGUUGUUUCGAGAAAACCUUAGAGUAUCUUUCUAUAACACUUGAGGCCGCGGAUGACGACGGAGAGCUCGAAUGGCUGAUGGACAUGUGCCAGCAUCCGACCACAUCGUUGAAAGACUUCACAGUCCUGAAGUCGCUCGUCAUACCACAACCUUUCAUCUUCACCGCAAGGUCAUCUAAUUGGAGCCCUGAAGGUUCUUGCCAACCAAGAAACUUGCCACCGAACCUGGAACAACUCGAGCUGUUGUAUCCACAUGAAGAUGUGGAGGAAUGGGUAGAGGGCUUUCUUGAUGUGAACUUCUACGCUACUUCAAGCGACGCUCCAACACACUCAAGUGAUGCGCAACGGCGGACCUCGACAUUCAAAAAGCUCAUCCUUAUCUGCCGCGAUGAUGCUGGAAUUAGCGCUAGUUACUUUACAGAAGGCGUCGACAAGAUUUGGUGGACUCUGUCAAAUAAUAACAGUAUCGAGACCGAAGCCUAUGACCAACUCAGGGAGACAAGAGAGAACCUAGCAUGUCUUUACGAAGACGAGAACUUGGAAAGGGAAGACACUGCCGACGAAGAUCACGAAAUCGACGAGGAUGACGAGAUGGAUGAUGGAUGGGAAGACGAUGACGAUGACGAUGACUUCAAUGCCGGCCUUCUCUCCUCUGUUAUCGGACCCAUUUCUCCGUUCCUUGAGGACCAGACAAGUCUUCUCCGCCAUCUCAGAGCUCUCCCAAAGCCCGAGGGUCACGCUCCGAGUGAGAUCUGUGCUAGCCUGAGAAUGUCUUUUGAGAGAGUAACAGAGGCUGCAUCGGUUUUGCAACAAGACGGUAACAUCCGCUUCGAAGGCAACUUCCCUCACAGCCAUACGUAUCAUUUCGUGGGAGAAAGUGAACAGUUGCUCAGGGAGGACAGAGUAUAUAGGUUGAGCGAGGCCUUGAAACGCGGGCGCGAGCCGCGCGGGAGCAGCAAGGCAGACGCGGACGGUUGGGAAACCGACGAAUCCAUGCCAGAACUCGAAACUUACGACUCGGAACCCUUCGCCGACGCUGUCAGAGAUACAACGAACAUAGCAUCGCGCGAACACUCGGGUGUCGUGGUCACACCCACAGCUGUCUUGAGGUGCCUUCGAGACAUGACAGAUCCAUCCGAGGGCGUCUAUCAAUGGGAAAUAAGUCGCUUACUGGGUAUUGAUGAUGAUAAUGCUGAUGAAGUCGGUUCUGCUUUACGCCAGCUCAUCCUUGACGGACAUGUUCACAACACCCGUUUCGAAGACAAAGUCUAUUUCUGCAACGAAAACGCGGAACUGCGGGCAGAAGACGUGGAGUAG